This is a messenger RNA of Mauremys mutica (yellowpond turtle), 3848 nucleotides long. RefSeq names its product family with sequence similarity 171 member B (gene FAM171B). The transcript has 8 exons. NCBI's taxonomy places the organism in Eukaryota, Metazoa, Chordata, Testudines, Geoemydidae. The record is from RefSeq and is a predicted model, not a curated record. Bases 1 to 2370 code for a protein of 789 amino acids.
AUGCCGGGGCUGUGCGGGCGCUUCCCCUCGCUGCUGCUGGGGCUGGCGGCCGCGCUGCUGCUCCGGGGGCGGCAGCUCCCCGCCGCCGCCGCCACCAGCCCCGCCGAGCUGAGCCGCAGCCGCCCCGGGGCCCCCUCCGCGGCUACUGCAGGAUCUGUGUUUAUGCUGAAAGUUCAAGUAAACGACAUUAUCAGUCAUCAGUACCUACCCCAAGCAAUUGUAGAAGUGUUUGUUAACUACACAAAGACAAAUUCCACACUCACUGGAAACAAUGGAGUAGUAUUAAUAAAAGUUCCCUACAAGUUAGGUCUAAGUUUAACUAUUGCAUCUUACAAAGAGGGCUACAUGUUAACACCAUUGCCUUGGAAGACUGGGAGAAUGCCAAUAUACUCAUCUGUAACACUUUCACUAUUCCCACAAAGCCAAGCUAAUAUAUGGUUGUUUGAAGAUACAGUUUUAAUUACUGGAAAACUGUCUGAUGCCAAAUCUCAACCAAGUGUUCAGUUUCCCAAAACUUUAAUUAAACUUCCUAUAAGCCACCAUAUUACAAACGUGACUGCCUAUUUGACAGUGCCACAGCAGUUUUUGAAAAUGGACAAUUUUCUUUAUACAACAGGAAUUCUUCUAAAUAAAUCAGGUUUUAAAAGCAUUGAAUUGACCCCUCUUGCUGCAAUAUGUGUAAACCUCCUUUCAGCUGGGAAAGAAUUGAAAGUGACUGGUCCAAUUCAUAUUACGCUGCCUCUUCUACCGACAAGUAGGGUAAAAUCAGGAGAUGCUAUACCUGCAUGGACUUUUGACAUGAAAACUGGUGCUUGGGUAAGUCGUGGGCUGGGAAUGGUCAAGAAUGCAAAUGACCAUUUAGUAUGGACGUAUGUUGCUCCACACUUGGGAUACUGGAUAGCAGCUCCAGUGCCUGAAACCAGAGACUCUAUUAUUAGUGCAGUUUCCAAGGACAUAACAGCCUAUCACACAGUGUUCCUUACAGCCAUACUUGGAGGUACUAUAGUCAUUAUCAUUGGAUUCUUCACUGUUCUUCUCUGUUACUGCAGGGAUAAAUGUGGCCAAUCACAUAAGCGGGGAAAAAACACAACUAAACUGGAGGUCUUAAAAAAGGACCAGACAACAUCAACAACUCACAUAAAUCAUCUCAGUGCUGUGAAGGGGUCAGUAAAGCUAGAGGAUAAAUCACAAUCAUACAUGCCCAAGCUUUCCUCCUUUAGCCCUCACGGAAAGACUUCUAUGGAAACAGAGGACAAAAAAGCCUGGGACAAUUUUCAAAUCUACACAGAAAAUGUUUCAUAUCAAUCCAAUCAGAGUGGUCACGCGAGGAAUUCAGCCCAGCCCUUGGAGCCUAAUGCUGGAGUUAGACAAUUACAGCACUUUAACAGCAGUGUUUCCCAAUCUCCCAGGGACAUUCAAGACCAAAACCGAUAUCUUGCAGUGAACGAAGAGAUGUAUGGGCUUUCCCAUAUCCCAGAACAACUAAUGCAUAUUUAUAGUAAGCCUAUUGCCAUUCUUCAAACCUCUGACCUGUUCCACUCUCCAGAGCAAUUACAUGCUGCUAAGUCAGCUACUUUGCCUAGAAAAGGGCAGGUAGUCUAUAGCCCAAUGAUGGAGCCCAUGAAUCGAGACAGCUAUACACAGACGUUGCCCAAAAUGCUAAUGCACUCUCCUCUCCAGCCUCCCACCGGCAGAGAUGAGAGAGCCACAUUAGAUGGUCAACAGGGCUUAUCCUCACAAACUUCAAACUGGGGUCGGUAUACCAAUAAUUUACUGGAGUCUGUCUCUGUCCCUGGGACACUGAACGAAGCAGUUAUGACACCAUUUUCCUCUGAACUUCAAGGUAUUUCAGAGCAAACAUUAUUGGAGCUUUCUAAAGGAAAACCAUCCCCACACCCCAGAGCAUGGUUCGUGUCACUAGAUGGAAAGCCAGUCGCUCAAGUGAGGCACUCUUUCAUAGAUCUGAAAAAGGGCAGGAAAACAGAAAGUAAUGACACCAGCCUGGACUCUGGCGUGGACAUGAAUGAGCAUCAUCCCAGUCGAAAACUGGAGAGAGAGAAAACUUUCAUUAAAAGCAUGCAUCAUUCUAAGAUCCUUUAUUUGGAAGAUUUGGAUCUGAGUAGCAGCGAAAGUGGGACCACUGUUUGCAGCCCUGAUGAUCAGUCUGUGAGACACCUAUUGGACGGAGGAAGUGGGCCGGUCAUAGAACAGCACACGGAAGAACAACCACGAAAAAAAAACACAACAAAAGGUCAUGAGUCCAGUACUCCACCAGCUAAAAAAAGAGGUAGACCCCCUAUGGCUAAGAAAGAUAGUCAAACCAAUAUCUGGAAAAAGAGGGAGGAGAGACCACUGAUUCCUAUAAAUUGAAACACAGUGUGUUCAGUGUUCUUGCUUUUUCUAGCAGUUUGUGCACUCUUUCCUCUUUGCUUCUUGUUGUAAAUUUGCAAUGUUGGAUUUAUAAGGAGCAGUCAAAAUGGUUUUCUAGUAUCAGGUAAAGUUACAUUUCUUAAUGUGCAGACCAAGGAUUAUGAUUUCAACGGAGCAUUGGAUAUAAAAUGUGAAUUUAUCACUGAGAAAUGCUAUUAUGGUUUGUUUAAAUUUUUCAUUCUUGGGGUACACCUCUGGGGGUGCAAAGCUAGAAAUUUAGGCACUUUUAUUUUUUGUAGGCAUAGUUCUGGGUAGCGAUGUUAAAAUGUUUCCAAAAUGAUGUCCCUCACUGGAGUGACCAGCAGGCUAUUGUGUAGCAUUUACACAUAACUUUUACUGGUGCCCUGACCAUAGGAAUUCCUACUUUGUAGAAAGUUUCACUACAUUAGUCUCAAUGUGUUCUUGGAAAUAAUCAGGGACUUGGUAUCUACUCCAGACACUUGUUAAAAGUCUGCAAAAAUCUUCCCUUUCAUGUGUUACUCAAUGCAUAUUGAGUCAAAUUUGGCUCUCUCUCAUAGGCUAUUGAGUUACUCCUGAUUCACAUGGGUGUAUUUAGGAUAAAACUUGAUGUCUAAUGAAAAUACCUUCGUAAACAUGGGCAAAUGGUGCCUUUUGCAGAAAAGAUACUUUUAGAAGGAAUGAUCUGUACUGUUGCAUUUAUUCACUUUUAAAAGUUUUUAAAAACAAAUAGUAAAUUUGAUCACAUUGGCUAAUGUGCCACUUUUUUUGCUACUUUUGGUGGUAGGCCAUGUAGCACAGAGGUGUUAAAAACUGAUUGCUUAUUGUUUAGACUUUUGAGCAUAUGGAAGCUGAGCUCCAAACUUGGUCCACAGAACAACAGAGACACUUGAUUAUGAGUUAUUACUAAGUUAAACAGCUACCAAAAGUUGUGAAUGCAUGAAAUGUAACUAACAUAUGUAUAGAGGAAGGAAAUGUCUAUCAAAAUAUAUUUUUUGUUUUAAAUGGUCAUUUGUCAAAGUGAUGGAUUUAGCUUUGGCUAACAGAAAAGUAGACUCUCACACUUUUUAAUGUGCUUCACAUGAAAUAGAAUAUUUCCUGUGACCUUUAAGAUGUUUCUCUGAAGAAAUAAGUCACAGCAUUUUGGCUUUAGCAAUUUGAUUAUAAAGGAUGGCUUUAAAAAUUGUUAUAGUAGAAAAUUCCUUUUAAAAAAAAAAAGCUUUUUAAUGUCUAUAUAGUACAUAUGGUUAAAAUAACAGAACUAAAAUAUGUAUACACUCUAUGGACCUGGGCUGCAGUCAUCUUCACUCAGGAAACAAUACCAUCAAACUCGGUGAACUGUUGGGCGUUGGUAUCAUUCCUUCUUUUACUAGAAGAAUUUGCAAACCAAAUUGCAAACCAUACCAUGUUUCUGACUCUUCCUAGUAUGCCAUUGCUUCCUGAACAUAUGAAAUCCUUAU